UGAGCAAAUAUUGUGAAAGAUGCAUAAAGAAGAACACUUUAUUGCAAGAGAAAAAUAACUAAAAAGGAGUUUGAUCAGUGGUUUCUAGAUCACCAAAGAAAUUGCCAGAAAACUUUGAGAGUAGUUCUUGGUCACUGGAAACUGCAGUAGCAAAGAGACUGUUUGGCAGAAGUUUGGAUAACAAUGUAAGGUAUACCACAUUCAUAAAUGAUGGUGAUAGCUCUGCAUAUGAUGCUGUCUGCAGUGAAAACAAUGAUAAAGGACCAUAUGAGGGAGUGAAAGUUGAGAAAGGUGAAUGUAUCAACCAUGUAUUGAAGAGAUUGGGGACAGCACUGAGAAAACUCAGAAAACAAUUGGUAACAGAAAAGAAAAUUAAAAGUGGUAAAAUGCAAAAAAUGAAGAUGUUAGGGAAAGGGAAAUUGACUGAUCAUGUUAUUCAGCAGCUACAAAGGUAUUUCAGCAUCAUGUUGGAAGGACUGUGGAAGGUUUACACAAUGACAUCAUUUCAACCUUCCUACACUGCUUCUCAUCUGAUGAAAACCCACAACAUUACUUGUGCCCAAUGACGAGUGACAGCUGAUGCUUUUAUCAGUGAGCAAUUGCUGGCAGGGAACCACCACCAUCCCACAACACAAUGAGAGUGAAGUUCCAGCUGCUAAGCAACCUCUGUCAAAAAAUUUGGGGCAAGUACAAAAGACUAACUUCAGAUAAGAUCCUGUCUGCAUGUUUGUUGGAAAAAACACGAAACCCCCAACAAGCAUUUACAUUCAAGAGUGUCAUCAAAAACAUCCUUUACUUCACUGCUGCAAUGGCUGUACUGGACUAUAAUGUUGGCUACAAGGAAGGAGACAUUCUUCCAAUUCUGGGAUCGCCACUCACACAUAUCUUGGGCAGGAGAGGGAUGCAGGCAGACUUCAGAAGACUGUGACUGCAGUGGUGUGCUUGCAAAGGCUCAAGGCAAGCAUAGAGACUGCCCUUGGCACAGAAGAGAAUGGGAAGUGCCUCGUCCAAGUUCAAAAAAUAUCUUCAACAUGGCGACGAAUUUGCUGCAAUGCAGGUGUUCCAAAGCUCUCCUGAACUCCGCUCCAAUCUUGAUCCAAGUGCAAGCUAUGGAGAGUCCCACAGCCACAACACUCCCCUGCAUUAUGCUGCCAAGCAUGGCAUGAAACAUUUACUGAGGACUUUCCUUAGUGACCUUGGAGGAAACCCAAACAAGAAAAAUGCUGAUGAUGAAACAGCGGUUCACUGUGUUUGCCGCGUGGGGCAGGCCAAGUCCCCCUCAGCAGAGGACCGACGAGCAGCUUGCAUUGUUAUGAUCCUUCAAUGGCGGGGGCCAUUGCUGCAAGAUGGAGAGAAGGAGAGGGCUCAGCUCAAUGCCCAAGACAAGAAAGGGAACACUGCCCUUCAUUACGCUUCAGCCUCAGGGCUACAGAAAUGUGUGGAGCUCUUGGUGGCUCAAGGAGCGGGACUCUUCCUUGAGAACCGUGACCGUCUCACCCCAUGUGACUUGGCUGUCCGGCUUGCCCACCAUGAUGUGGCCACCUAUCUUGAAUCACGCAUGGUUUUUGCUGACAGCUGUGAUGGCAUCAAUGAGAGUGAGUUGAUUGGCCAUGAGGGAGAGGCAGAAGGAGACAAUGAAGUCUACUCAGGUUUACGUGCUCAGGACCUUCAAGAGGCCAAAGAUCAACUGUUGGUGGAGACAGCAGAUAUGCUUCACAUCCCUCUCUUCACUGCUGAGGCUCUGCUGCGAGACAAUGAAUGGUCCAAGGCUUUACUGCUGGAGAAGUGGAUGACCAAUGCUGUACAGUGCUGUGAAGAGGCUGGCAUUGCUCCUCCUGCCUCUGCACUCCAGCUUGUAGCCUGUUCUCCCCCUCUUCUCACUCCUUCACCACCAAGCUCCAUCAUCACUCCACCUCCUCCCCCACACAUCCCUGGGGGAGUGGUGGAGCAGGAUGAGGUGGGAAGGGAUGUGAAAAAUCUGUGUGAGAUCUGCUAUGGAGAGAUGAGAAGUUGGGAGCUGCAAGAGCAUGGAGGUGCUAGCUGCAAACACCAGUUCUGUGCUACCUGCUGGGAGAGCUACCUCAGCCUCAAGAUCCAGGAAGGCGGUGCACACCAUAUCCUCUGCCCCGCUGUGCGCUGCAACAUUCUUGUUGAUGUUGAUUUUAUUGAGAAAAUGGUUAGCCCAGAGAUAGCACGAAAGUACCUGCAAUUUGAUAUCCAGGCAUUUGUAGAAAGGAACAAGACAAUCAAAUGGUGUCCACUUCCUGGCUGUGGCCGGGCUGUCAAGUUUCCAGAAGCUGAGCUUGAAACACAACCAUUCUACUUCCCAAACACAAAGCCACCACCCAAGACAUCUCAUGCUGUUGACUGUGGAAAUGGACAUUUUUUCUGCUGGGAAUGUCUUGGUGAAGCUCAUUCACCCUCUGGAUGUGAGCAGUGGGUGGAAUGGCAAAGCAAAGUGGCAGAGGUAAAACCUGAGGAAUUGCGCAUUAGCUCAGGAGAGACAGAAGAUGCAGCAAAUUUUCUCUGGUUGGUGACCAACUCUAAGCCUUGCCCCAACUGCAAGAGUCCUAUCCAGAAGAAUGAGGGAUGCAACCAUAUGAAAUGUUCUAAGUGCAAGUUUGAUUUCUGCUGGGUGUGCUUGGAGAGCUGGAAGAAACAUUCCUCUGCCACAGGGGGUUACUUCCGCUGCAACAGAUUUGAUGCACAGAGCAAGGCAGAUGAGAAACUAGGCGUGAUGCUCUCAGAAGCCACCAUGCGCAACCACCAAAUGCAAGAGCUAAACCGCUUCAUCCAUUAUUACACGCGCUUUAAGAACCACCAGAAUUCGCUUAAAAUGGAGGAACCUCUUCUUAAAAGUGCCAGGGACAAGAUGGAAGUAUUGGCGACCUCACUGCCCUCUCAGGAACAGCAAGGACAAGCCUCAGUAGAGAAGGGAACACGCUUUGUAGAGGAAGGGGUGAAAGAACUACUAAAGGCACGCCGAGUCCUUUGUGGCUCAUAUGUGUAUGGCUACUAUUUGGAAGACAAUGGCUAUAACAAGACCAUCUUUGAGUAUAUGCAGAAUGAACUGGAAGAGGUGACAGAAAAGCUGUCAGAGAUGGUGGCCCGACAGUACCUUGUGACUCCCCGCCGUCAGAUCAUUGCCACAACUCUGCUGGCACGACGGCGGCGGCACAAGUUUGUCAGGGCUGUAAGCAGGGGUCUCCUGCCACCAGAGACUCCUCCAGCCUUGCGUAGGGCUCGAAAGAGGAGGCUUCCUGGCUUGGUAGGAAUGGAUCCACCAGAUGAUAUGGAAAAUGUAGAGGCAAUGAGCCGAACACUUGAUCCAUCGCAACCAUGGGUCAAGGACUCCCGUGGCUGCCACACUAACCUGGCGGCCCUCCUUGACUGGCCUGAUUUGGACUCUGAUGAAGAGGAAAGCAACCUGAACCAGGCUCUAACUCUCACACUGUUGGGCAAGUGCAAUCGCAAGGCUUGCCCCCGACCACGGGCACGUAACCCUCGGACAGGUACCAUUCAUGACUACUGUUCCCUCCACUGUGCUCAACGUGCCAAGUACCUCCCAGAACAAGGUGAUGGAGAAUCUUCAUCCUCUUCGUCUUGGGAGGUAUGUGACUCCAGCAUGGAGCUCCUCAUUGCCCUUGAGAUGUCCCGCCUCCAGAUGAUAGAGGAUGAGGCACGGCGGCGACUCUCCUGGCUCCAGGAGCAUUCAAGGGAGCAAGGCUGGGAUGGCUCGGGGGAUACAAGGCCCCAGCAAGGGUGUGUGGAAGGACCUGUCUUACCAGGAACCAGUGUAGCCAACAGUAGCAUCUUCAGUUAUGAAGUUCCUUGUGGUAGCAGGAGUCAGAGUGGUGGGGGAGGAAGUAGUCACAGUGAAGCCUCAGCAUGGAUUCGCCCAGAACUAAGUGAAGGUGCCAUUUCAUAUCAGCCUUCCAGUGCAGAGAUAGCAGUGGAUUACUUCUUAAAAAAACUAGCAAACAAAGAAAUUAGCCAGAGGAAUCUCAAUAUAGAGAAGCGUUGGACAGAGAACAACAAGGUGGAGAAGGAUCUGCUUUGUUUUCCUAAGACAACUGCUCCUGGAGAGAUGGAAGAUGGACUUUUUCAGUAUGGUGACCUCCAUGAAAAUAGUCGCCUGCUUCCACCUCUUGAUUUAAGACGUGACCUGAGACGAUCACAAUCCUUAGGUGAUCUGAAAACGUGUGAGGAGUCAUUGUGUCUUUUUGAUGUUGACCAUGCCCACCAAGAUCAUCCAGAGGAGAGCUUGCGUCGGCAGUUUGCAGCAGUGGCAGCAGCAGCUAGGGUCAGUAUGGAAGAUGAGGGAACUGAGAGUGGUGGGGAUGUGGAAAAUACUGACCCAGGUGGAGCAUCAGAAAUCAUUGGGGACAUGGAUUCUCCACUAAUGGACCUUGAGGUGCGGGGUAUUCUGAGCCACCUGGAAGAGUCCUCAGAUAUUGGUGUAGGAGAGGGUAGUAGUGAAAAGGCUAGUCAGGAACCCUCAUUUCAGCUAGUGGUGGAUGAAGGAACAGACAAGGAUGAGAGCAACUCAACAGAGCAGAGUAGCAGUGCUACUGCAGCCAACAUUAAAGGCCUUCGUAUUCACAUCUCCCAUUCAGCCAAGUUGGAGGGCCAGAGCUCUAAUGAGUAUGAGUCAGAAACAGGAAUCCCCAAUUCUCCAACACUCUACAUUAGUGGUGUGUCCAUUUGUCGUUCUCCUGAACCUCGCUCACCAAAGGUACACCACCGAGAAGCCCGCUCUCCCAGUCUUACCCUCCCUCUCUGUUGCACCCCAGAACCUCGUCUAAGGCUGGAAGGACGUCUGGACACCUCACCACUCCCAAUAUAUAGCCGCUCCCGCUCUUCUUCCCUCGUGGUCCCAAGCUCCUCCAACUUAUCUCCAAGAGUGUGUGCACGAGCAAGUGGUACAUCCCUGCAUCUUUCUUCCCUCUCCCUGCAAGCCACCAGGGCCACAUCCCCGUUCCUCACUGGGGAGCUCAGGGUCUCCCGUUCAGCCUCGGAGCCUGAGAAAGGUCGCUUAGUGUUCCAAUUCCCAAAAUCUCCCACAGAUGGGGCACUGAGUUCAGUGCUUCAUGUAGAAGAGUCGAACCUCAGCUCUGAUGACUUUCAUGAAGCAUUAUUCCUUGGAAAAUCCCCAAAGCCUGUUAAAAAGAAAAGAUCAAAGAAUGAGCGAAACAAGGGGGCCAAAGAGCGAUCCAAGAGUGAAAAGGACGGCAAAGAUAGAGGCAAGGGAAAGGACAAAGCUAAGGACAAUGGAAAAGAGGGAAAAGAAAGAAAAGAUAGCAAGGACAAGAGAAAAACUAAGGAGCUCACCUCCACUGUAUGACUGGGAGAAUACUCAGAAGCUUCAUAGCAGUAACUCUUGCCUAUGUUUGUUUUCUGAUUUAUUCUCUCAGGCUUACCAGUUACUUUUGAGAGAGAGAGAGAGAGAGAGAGAGAGAGAGAGAGAGAGAGAGAGAGAGAGAGAGAGAGAGAGAGAGAGAGAGAGAGAGAGAGAGAGAGAGAGAAUUUAUUUUCUUCAGUUUAUAUCUGAAAUACAAUAAUUUUGAGUUCUAGAUAAAUAAAGGCCCUACUCACAUUUUCGUGAUGAAAUGACAACCUAAGACAUAAACAAUGGCUAAAAAUAGAAAUUCAGGGAGCAUGUAUAUUGCUCAGACAUACAUAUGUAGUGUGUGUGUGUGUGUGUGUGUGUGUGUGUGUGUGUGUGUGUGUGUGUGUGUGUGUGUGUGUGUGUUUACCUAGUUGUAGGAUACUUGAUAUGAGCAUAGCUCAUAUUACUCUGUCCCCAUAUCUGUGUGUGUGUGUGUGUGUGUGUGUGUGUGUGUGUGUGUGUGUGUGUGUGUGUGUGUGUGUGUGUGUGUGUGUGUGUGUGUGCACACAUACAAAAUGGUAUGUUUAGUAUUUUUGGCGCAAAGUUUUCAACUGGAAUUUUGUUAUUAAGAAUUGGAAGAGGAAAUUUAGUAUAUAUAUAUAUAUAUAUAUAUAUAUAUAUAUAUAUAUAUAUAUAUAUAUAUAUAUAUAUAUAUAUAUAUAUAUAUAUAUAUAUAUAUAUAUAUAUUAUUUAUUUUUUUAAGUUUAUCUAAGUUUAUCACAUUAUUGCAACCUUCACCACUGCCUCUGCUCUGCUUAUAUUUUUCUAUUCUUUUUUUUUCAUUAUACAUUUGCACAUUGUGCUCUGAAUUACACAUAACAUGUCUCAUGUUAAUUUGUUUUAUACUCUCUUCUCUUCCUGUGAUAUAUAGUCACAUUGUGUUGCUUUGGGUGUCCUCUUGGUUUGUUUGUUUUUUGUGUAAGUUCAUAUAAAGAUUGUCUGUGAUCACACCUCGAUUGCUGUAUUUUAUAUAUGGCUGCCAGCUUUGUCAGUGUUUUGACCAAAAGCUAUGGCAAGGGAGUGAAUGGAGAGAGAGAGAGAGAGAGAGAGAGAGAGAGAGAGAGAGAGAGAGAGAGAGAGAGAGAGAGAGAGAGAGAGAGAGAGAGAGAGAGAGAGAGAGAGUUUAUGUUCUUUUAUAGAUAGAUAUUUUAUAAGACUUCAAUAUUCAAGGGGAAUUUUCUGAGCAUAUGAAAGGGAGUUGACAUCUGGAAGAUUUGUGUUAGGCAGCAUGAAAGGCAUUGCAUUUUCUGCCAUACUUUUAUCACUCUUGCUGCCUGCUCUGGGUCAGCCCAGUGCUGGACAUAAACACUGUGACCAAAGACCAAAUCACCCAUUGGGGAACUUUUUGGAUGCACAAACUUAAGUGGCUUAACUCUUUCAAUUGCUGCAUUUAGGUGUGUGUCAAAUCUAUCGUCUUUGGCAACCAGAGCCGCUCAGCAAACACUAUUUUUUGUGAUCUUUUAGCUUUGUGUAAGAUGGGAUUUAUGGACUGCUUCACUUAUAUGAAUUCCUCUAAUGCCACAUCUUUUGAUCUCAGACUAACUGCACAUUCUUUGAAAGUUACAUUUCUAGUAAGGGAAAUGAAAUUCUUCUAAUAUCUUUCUGUGAAUGGAAUUUUUAUGCUGUUUAGGAAAGGUAUAGGGAAGAGGGCUCAGGAAGCAGUAUUUAUGUAUAGGCAAACCAGGUUGCAUUUUUGUGAGGUGUUUUGAGCGGGUCUGGAUUGCAUUGGCUUGAUAUCAUUGUCUAGUAAGGUCUGUUCGUCAUGCUACAGAGUGAGAUGUCCUGAAGCUGUCGGACAGAUUAUAUGUUUAGAUUUAUAGGUGUUGAAAUUAAGGAUCUUUAUUUUGGUUUCCUUAAGGAAGGGAGGAAAUAUUUUUAGAAGUAUGUGUCAAAAAUUUUUAUUUCCUUGAUUGAUAACUAAGUCUUUGAGUAAAGUUGCACAUUAAGAACUGGAUAUAUUUGCACAUUGGAAUGGAAUGAGUGAAGCAAUUUAUUUAUUAAUUUUCAUUCUUUUAAACACAAUGUCACUUGGUAUCACAGUGAUUUAUUGGUUGAAUAUAAAUACAUGAAAUAUGAAGAAUGCUGUGUCGUGCUAUCAUGUUUGUGAUGUAAUGGCUUCUGCAGAUAACUUUUUAUGCAUUUUUUAUCCUCUUUGUUGAAAGGGUAGAAUUUUGUCAAAAGCAAACAUUAGGAGAAUCUAGUUUAGAGGAGGAAGUGCCUGUGUUAAGGUUGAUUUCUCCAUGGAGGGAGAUAGAAAGGUGUGCUGAGUUUCAGACUAAUUUUUAUUUCUCACACACUUGCCAGUUCCAAGCUUUUUUCAUAUUAUAUGCAGUAUUAUCACAUGCUUCCUUUCCUGCCAUCUAUGAAAUGGAACAGGAGGGAGGAAGAUGUCAAACUCAAUUGAUUGGUGACAGGUUUUGGUGUUGCCAGUUGGUUGAGGUGUAUUGUGUCACCUCAGUGUUUUCUUACAUGAACCAUAAAUCUUGAUGAACUACCACUAGCUUUGUAUACCUUAGCCAUAUCAUUGUGUGUGUGGGUACCAUUCCUCUGUGCCUGUGUGUAUGCAUUUUAAAAGAGUGGUCUUAUUUUUGUUCCAUUUAUGGGUAUGAGGCAGAAUUUUUCAUGAGGAGAGUGCAGUGUGUUUCUUAAUGAAUUAUUUUAUGCUUAA
Molecule: messenger RNA, 8057 nt
Organism: Scylla paramamosain (green mud crab)
Lineage: Eukaryota; Metazoa; Arthropoda; Malacostraca; Decapoda; Portunidae
Product: ankyrin repeat and IBR domain-containing protein 1-like
Exons: 19
Coding region: 992-5344 (1450 amino acids)
Biological process (GO): ubiquitin-dependent protein catabolic process; protein polyubiquitination; positive regulation of proteasomal ubiquitin-dependent protein catabolic process
Cellular component (GO): ubiquitin ligase complex; cytoplasm
Molecular function (GO): ubiquitin conjugating enzyme binding; ubiquitin protein ligase activity; zinc ion binding
Source: RefSeq, a predicted model, not a curated record